Molecule: messenger RNA, 2365 nt
Organism: Nerophis ophidion (straightnose pipefish)
Lineage: Eukaryota; Metazoa; Chordata; Actinopteri; Syngnathiformes; Syngnathidae
Gene: ampd1
Product: adenosine monophosphate deaminase 1 (isoform M)
Exons: 15
Coding region: 139-2304 (721 amino acids)
Biological process (GO): IMP salvage; AMP metabolic process
Cellular component (GO): cytosol
Molecular function (GO): AMP deaminase activity
Source: RefSeq, a predicted model, not a curated record
UGGCACUGCAGGGUUCCGGUUACCAGCGUUCCUUGUGCAGGACGACACACCAUUCCCGUUGCUCACUUGGGUGUCUGACUGCAGAGACCACCACUACGACCACCGCCUGACACGCUCCUUUAACGCCCUACAUCCAACAUGCCUAAGCUUCUGGUAUCCGAGACGGACGAAAAGAUGCGAGCCUUCGCUGAGCAGAUCUUCGCGUCGGAGACCAAAGGCGAAGACAUCCGCGACGAGAUCUCGGUCUUUGACGUCCCCGAGGAUUGUCCCAUUCUCCACCAGGAGAUGGCGCACCAUCUGCACACCGACGAUGACGCGGAGAAGCGCAAGCGGCGCUAUCGCACCAAAGUGUCUGCUGCCCCCACAGUGGAGGUGGACACGCCCACUUACCUAGAAAUACCUGACUUCCAGAGAGUGGCCAUCAUCGGAGACUACGCCUCAGGGGUAACCAUGGACGACUUCGAACUGUCCUGCAAAGGAAUCUAUCGCGCUUUGACCAUCAGAGAGAAGUACAUGAAGUUGGCCUACCAGCGCUUCCCUCGCACCGCCUCGCAGUAUUUGCGCGACAUCGAGGGAGACUCAUUCAACGUGGAGGACCAGGUGCAGCCAGUUUUCACGUCACCCCCAAAGAACGGCGAUGACCCCUUCGACACAGCGGACCUCCCAGAGACCCUGGACUACGUGGCUCGCAUGAAGGACGGUCUGAUCUACGUUUACGAUGACGCGGACGCCGCUGACAAGCAUCAGCCCAGAGACCUGCCCCGUCCCGACUACAACUCCUUCAUCGACGACAUGAACUUCCUCAUCGCGCUCAUCGCACAAGGACCCACCAAGACGUACACCCACCGGCGUCUGAAGUUCCUUAUGUCCAAGUUCAACGUGCACGAGAUGCUGAAUGAGAUGGAGGAGAUGAAGGAGCUUAAGAAGAAUCCUCACAGAGAUUUUUACAACUGCAGGAAGGUGGACACCCACAUCCAUGCUGCGGCCUGCAUGAACCAGAAGCAUCUCCUUCGCUUUAUCAAGAAGUCGUACCGUGUGGACGCCGAACGUAUUGUCCACAGCCUGAAUGGACGCGACGUCACCAUGAAAGAGCUCUUUGAGUCGCUCAACCUGCACCCUUACGACCUCACCGUGGACUCGCUGGACGUUCACGCCGGCCGGCAGACGUUCCAGCGUUUCGACAAGUUCAACGCCAAGUACAACCCAGUAGGAGCCAGCGAGCUGCGGGAUCUCUACCUGAAGACAGAGAACCACAUCAACGGAGAAUACUUUGCCACCAUCAUUAAGGAAGUGGCCCACGACCUGGAGGACGCCAAGUAUCAAUACGCCGAACCGCGACUGUCCAUCUACGGCUGCACGGCCGCCGAGUGGAAUAAAUUGUCGGGCUGGUUCGUCAAGCACCGGGUCUUCUCUCCGUACCUCAAGUGGAUGAUCCAGAUUCCCAGAAUCUACGACAUCUUCAGGGCCAGGAACUUUGUGCCCCACUUUGGAAAGAUGUUGGAGAACAUCUUCCUUCCUGUCUUUCAGGCCACCAUUGACCCAAAGUCCAAUCCGGACCUCAGCAUCUUCCUCAAGCAUGUGACAGGUUUUGAUAGCGUGGACGACGAGUCCAAGCACAGCGGUCACAUGUUCUCCACCAAGAGCCCCAAACCAGAGGAGUGGGACUUGGAGAAGAACCCGUCAUACACGUACUACAUUUACUACAUGUACGCCAACAUCGCCGUGCUCAACCAGCUCAGGAGAGAACGCGGGAUGAACACCUUCCUGUUUAGGCCACAUUGCGGUGAAGCAGGCGCCAUCACUCACCUGCUGGCUGCCUUCAUGACGGCUGACAACAUUUCUCACGGCCUUAACCUCAAAAAGAGUCCGGUGCUGCAGUACUUGUACUUCCUGACCCAGAUCCCAAUCGCCAUGUCCCCCCUAAGCAACAACAGUCUGUUCCUGGAGUAUGCCAAGAACCCCCUGCUGGAGUUCCAGAAGAAAGGCCUGGUGGUCUCACUGUCAACUGACGACCCGAUGCAGUUCCACUACACCAAGGAGCCCUUGAUGGAGGAGUACGCCAUCGCCGCUCAGGUCUUCAAGCUCAGCACCUGCGACAUGUGUGAGAUCUCCAGGAACAGUGUGCUGCAGAGCGCCAUGUCCCAUGAGGAGAAAGUUCACUUCCUGGGUCAGCACUACCUGAAAGACGGUCCCGAGGGCAACGACAUCCGUAAGACCAACGUGGCCCAGAUCCGAAUGGCGUAUCGCUUUGAGACCAUGUGCUACGAACUGAACCUCAUCAAGGAGGGCCUGAAGACGGACUAAAUGAAGGACAUGGCGACUCUGUAGUGUCCUCUUGGUCAUGCAAUAAAACGAGGAAAAUAAA